UUAUUUCCCCGCAGAUGACUGAGGGCAGGCUGUGCCAAGUGCAGCUGCUGGAUGACAGGAAGCUCGAGCUGCUGGUUCAGCCGAAGCUGCUGUCCUACGAACUCCUCGACUUGGUUUCCUCCCACUUCAACCUCAAAGAGAAGGAAUUCUUUGGACUGGCAUUUUUUGACGACCAUGGUCAGCGUAAGUGGUUGCAGAUGGACCGCAGAGUUCUUGAACAUGACUUUUUGAAGAAGUCCGGGCCUGUUGCCCUGAACUUCCUGGUCAGGUCUUAUGUGGAAAACAUUACACAGCUUAAGGACAUCAUAACGGUGGAGUUAUUCUUCCUGAAUGCAAAGUCUGCUGUCUACAAUGGGUUUAUAGAAGUGGAAAGUGACAACGUCUUCAAAUUAGCUGCAAAUGCUCUGCAGGAGGCGAAGGGAGACUACGCAAGUGAUGAAAACACGAGAGCUGACUUGAAGAAACUCCCGACUCUUCCCACCAAGGUCCUCAAGGAACACCCAUCACUUGCAUACUGUGAGGAUCGAGUAAUUGAACAUUACAAACAGCGGAAAGGAGUCUCCCGAGGACAGGCCAUUGUGCAGUAUUUGACAUUAGUGGAAUCCUUGCCCACGUAUGGCGUGCAUUAUUAUGAAGUGAAGGAUAAACAAGGGAUCCCGUGGUGGCUUGGAAUCAGCUAUAAGGGCAUCGGCCAGUACGACCUGCAGGAUAAAUUAAAACCUCGAAAGCUUUACCAGUGGAAGCAGCUGGAAAACUUGUACUUCCGGGAGAAGAAAUUUGCUGUAGAGGUUAACGAUCCACACAGGAGAGCAGUAACCAAACGCACCUUUGGGCAGACUGGCCUCCUCAUCCACACGUGGUAUGCCAGCCAUUCUUUAAUCAAGACCAUUUGGGUCAUGGCGAUUAGCCAGCACCAGUUCUACUUGGACAGAAAGCAAACCAAAACUAAAUUAGGAGCAGCAAGAAGCGUGGAGGAAAUUGCCAUGGAUCUCACGGAGCACGGAGGAGCGAAGAUAAACCGUUUGGGAGACGCAGGCCUGAAGAAUAACUUCAUAACAGCCAGCAACGGGAGUCUGGUGUCUACAGGUUCUGCGGACUCUGAAAUGAGUGAAGAACAAAAGAAAGAGAAACUCUCUGAACUGAGAAAAAAAGAGCAGGAGAUCCAAGAUAUUUUGGCCAAGAAAACAAAAGAACUGAAGAAGAUUUGCAUGAGAGAGGCGGAGCUCACUGGCAAGCUGCCAAAAGAGUAUCCCCUCUCUACAGGAGAAAGACCGCCACACGUCAGACGGCGAGUUGGCACUGCUUUCAAGUUGGAUGACCUUUUCCCCUACAACGAGGAUCCCUUCCUGAGGAACCUCGAGAGCAGAUUUGCCCUGCAGCAAAAGAUCGUGGAGGCGGCGAAGAAGCUGGCAAAUGAGCCCGAACUGUGCAAAACUGUCAAGAAGAAGAGGAGGAGAAACUGUUUGGAUGCCAUGCAAAAAUUCCAGCAGAUAGAGGAUGAGAUGAACCAGUACAGAAUCAAGAAGGGGAAAAAGCCCACGCAGCGGGCCUCAGUGAUCAUUGCCGAUGAACUUGUCCGUUCAGACUGCAGCUCUCUGUCAAGUCUCCCGCUGGAUGACGAUGACUCGGACGGUGUCAGCCCGAGGCCAAGGUCGCGGUCGGUCCAGGGUUCACCUCAGCUCAGUCCGAUGCGAUCGCUGGGAGUCGAAUAUGAUGCGGAGCGACAGGGAUCUGCGAGGGAAAACCACCAGAACAAGAACCACGGCAGAUUAGCUUUUGAAGGUCAGGAUGCUUCCCACUGCUGCCAGCACCCAAGAGAGGUCUCCUCUACCCACAGUAGUCCCUAUAAAACCCUUCCCAGACCCCCUAGAGAUCCACGCAGCAUGCCUGCCACCCCGGUUAUGACCCGCAAUGCCUACAGCAGCAGCCAGCUCAGGUCGGAGGCGUCCCCUCAUUGCUUCAGGCAUCGCAGCGGAAGUCUGGAGUCCCAGCCCCGGCUGGGAAAAGACUCGGAGAAGCCCGUCUUUGUGUUGUCGCCAGCCCACCGCAGCAACAGCACAGAGGUGUUAGAGGACUGCUCUUCUUACACCAGCCAGUCCAGUCUUGACUACUGCGGGGCGGCCCACUCCCACUACAGUACGCUGGACUCCCGAACCUCAACCAUGCAUCGUCUCCACAGAAAGGUGGAAGUGUACGGAAAUACUGGGAGCAUGCCCAACUUGGUCCAGCACCAUUCUGGUUGCAGUUAUUCAUGUGAGAACUCAGCACACUAUGCACCCAGUGCCUACUACGUCUCUGGCUACCCUUGCCCGGACAUGGAGCCUUACGCUAACGGUGCCUACGUGUAUGAGAAUGACGUAGAGGGCCACUACAACGUCAACCCUUCCUACCAAGUAAAUGGGUAUCACGGACAUGACAGAUUCAGGAAUUACAGCAGUGAGCGGGCAGAUAGUCUUUCCCAGAAUCCCUACGCGACUGUGAGGCCGCCGCGGAAAAGAGAGGGGCCCAGAAACGAGCUGUUGGCCAAGAACAUGCAGAAGGCCCUGGUGGCGGAGCAUCUGAAAGGCUGGUACCACCGAAGCAAAGGCCAGGGAGGGAGGGGCAUGCUGGCUGGAUACGACUUCGACAGCGGCUCUCAGCUCAGUCUGGGCUACCAGACCAUGCCAGCGGCAUUCAGCCACUCCAGCAGAACCACCUCCUUUUCAUCAGUGUCCUCGGUGGAAAGCACGGGGAACUGGCGAAACCAGCUGGCAGUCGGCCUGACGGACUACGACACACCCGACACGCCUCAGUACGCACAGCCUGGAGCGCCGGCCUCUCCGUACAACCGCAGUCCCUCACACAGCAGAUCUCCUCCAGAAAACAAAGUUUCUGACACAAUGCCUAAAAACUCUGAGUCAGUUGAGGUGGUUGGCUCUGAGGCCUCUAGUACAGACGAACCAUCAGGCAACCAUUCUAGCACUUAAAGGAUUUCACCUGGAUAGAAGCUACAUGAGCAUCCACUGAAGAGGACCAAAACGAAACGUUAACACAAAUGAAGCCGCGGGCCAGCAGCACACGAAGAGGAUGAAGUUGAAUCAUAUGUCUGCACACAAACUUUGGUUGCUGCCAUGACCUUUUUUCUUGGGAGAUGUUCUGUCUGUUAGGUGUUGGCGGAGUCUAUGUGUACGCUGUCCUCAUGUUAAAGUAACCUCUGAACACAGCGAUGACACUCUUGAGUGACUUUCCCAUGUGCCUUGGAUUGGAUGAAAUAUACAGGCCGAUGAGAAUGUGUCAAGGAACUUUAAGAUGUUGCACAACCACACUGGUUGUGCAACCCUAUUGUGUUUUAAAGAUGGGGAAAAAAAAGAGGCAACGUGUUUUUACCCAGGAACUAUCUUCUGCCUUAUACAAAACAGUAGGUUAUAGAAUACAAAUGAUUUUCACCACUUUCAUCUGAGUGAAAUAGUCCAAAUUGAAAACUAAGCUUGUACAUGUUCACAAUGGGACACUACAAGAAAUUGAAUUUCAUUAAUUAGAGCAGACUAUUCAGUGAAAUUCCAUUUCUUUCUUUCGUUAAACUUUCAAUCAGAAUGUAUUAUGUCAUUAUUGUUUAUAGAACCAUUUGUCUUUGGUGGCGUAAUGUGUUUUAAAAUGCAUGGUGAGAAUAUCUUCUUUUUUUUUUUUUAUUAUAAGAACUUCUUUUUCUACUAACAGAAGACCACUGCCGUGAAAACCAUAAUAUUCAAGUCUCGUAGUUUUGUUUUCUCACAUAUUUGUACAGUCAGUGUGUAGUUAUAUGUUGUUAGAUGUUGUCAUAAAAUAUUUUCCACUGGGAACAAGGAUGUGAAUAAAUACAUGUGUGACACAUAGA
Messenger RNA from Cyclopterus lumpus (lumpfish), 3853 nucleotides. RefSeq names its product FERM domain-containing protein 4B-like. The record is from RefSeq and is a predicted model, not a curated record. Lineage: Eukaryota; Metazoa; Chordata; Actinopteri; Perciformes; Cyclopteridae. The transcript has 23 exons. The coding region runs from base 15 to 2966 and encodes 983 amino acids. Gene Ontology annotation, cellular component: cytoskeleton; adherens junction; bicellular tight junction. Gene Ontology annotation, biological process: establishment of epithelial cell polarity.